Messenger RNA from Cuscuta epithymum, 2117 nucleotides. NCBI's taxonomy places the organism in Eukaryota, Viridiplantae, Streptophyta, Magnoliopsida, Solanales, Convolvulaceae. The record is from the annotation of a GenBank genome assembly.
GGAAAAUACUUUCAUGUUUGAAGUCUGGUACUGCCAAAACAUGGCAAUAAUUAGUCUUAUUUUGGGAAGAAAAACAUGGAAGUCCUAUUUUGGAAUUUUCAAAAACUUUUUUAGUCCUAUUUCUGGUAAUAUUCUCUUUUCUAAAAUAAAUGGUUUUUUAAACCAAAAAGCUAAGAAAUCCUUUUUUUAAAGCAUUUGGAAACCAACUCUAAACUAUUUUAACUAAACAAUCCCUUCGGUUUAGACUUUUUUUUUUUUUUUGAAUAAAGUUUAGACUUUUUUAUAUGGAGUGUUUUGGUUAGCUCAAUCUUUGCAGGUGACCAAUUGUGCCCAUCCAAAAAACGGGAGACCAAAGACUUCGCCAGGGGAAAAGGAAAAAAUAUUCAAAUGUUUCUUACGCCUUAAUCAUCACGUUGAAGUUUUUGGCCACAAUUUGCUGUCCAGAAAGAUGCAAAUAUACCCUGAAGCCAAACAAAUUUCAAGAAUCAGAUGGCCAAAAGAAGCUCAGGAAAGAAAGGAAGAUGUGAAACAACAUAAGUAUAGACUGUUAGGAUUUCUGAGGAAACCAAAGAAAAAGGAUCACUUGAGCAAUUCAAGAUCCCAUUUGGAGUUAGAGAAGCCUAAUGAUAUGCAGAUUCCUGAUGGUGAUUUUGAACCUCCAAGACAGAGUUUCUGGGAACCCAUGGAGGCAGCCAAAGAAGCCAAAGCUCAAAUCUUUGAAAUGUGGAAGAUGACAGAAGGCUUUCAAGAAGUUGAGGUGAUCAGUGGAAACUCUACCCUUGAAAAAAUGUUUUCUCCUUCAUAUAGUGUUGAUGGGGAUAAGAAGAGAGAAUCUGGAUAUCCUUUGGGUACAAGUAGCAAAGAUGCAUGGAAGAAGAAGCCUUUGAAGAAGAAGAAGAAGAAGUCUAAAGCUUCACAGUAUAGCUGGUGUUUGUGGCCAAGCCAAGGUGCAGUUAGGGAUUUCAGCAAGUUUAAUGGCCAUAGUGAAAUGGAUGAUUAUCCUGAAACUGAUUGGAGUGAAAGAGAAAUGGAUUUGGAAAAGAUAGAUAUGCAUGCUUUCUCUAAGAGAAAUUCUUGUCUUUUAUAUGAUUCAAGUGAUAAUAAUAAUAGUAAAAGGUUGGAUCCCUCUUUUGUCCAGAAAGCUGCAGUUAGACAGGAUAUGUUUCAAGGAUUCCAACAGGACAGGUUAGUUGCUAUGAAAGAUGCCAGAAUUGAGAGAGAAUCAUUGAAGAUUUUGAAGGAAGCUCAUCAGACCAGUCCAACUUCAGUUCUUGAACCUCCUUUUCAGGGUCCUAGGACUGAAUGUUUUGACAGACUUAUGCCAGAUUCCCACAGUUUGGAACCUCAACUUCAGCUGCACGAAACAAUUUCGUGGGAUUCAUAUUCAGGUGAACCCGAAAUAGAUGUGUCGAGCAACGAAGAUACCAACAAAGAAACCAUUUUGUGGGAUACAUACUCAGAUGAACCCGAAAUAGAUGUGUCUAGCGAUGAAGAUACCAAGAAAGAAUCUGUUUCUGAUUUUUCUCAACAUCAUCUCGGAGCGUUCAUUGAAGAAGAAAGUAGUAGUAGAAGUAGGGACUACUCCUACCUUGUUGAUGUUUUAGAUGAGUCCCCUACCAUCCUCAAACUGCAGGGUAUAGAUUCUUUGGAAUGCCCUAUAAGCUCAUUGGUGUUUGAGAGAUUAGAGAACAAAUAUGGGAAGCAUAAUAACUCUUGGCCAAAGUGGGGAAGGCGGCUUUUGUUUGACCGUAUAAAUGCAAGUAUGUCUGAGCUUCUGCAUUCUUAUUACAUUGAGAAUAUCUUCUACCUUGAAGCAAAAUCCCUUAAGGCAAGAUAUGAUGAUGGUCUUACAUUGGGAAGGAACAAUGUCGAGGAACAACUUUGGAGGCUGCUACUAGUUGAUGAAGGGGAGGAAAAGGGAAUGUGCUAUAAGGACUUGCCUCAGAAGGCUGUUCUUGGAACAAAGUGGUUGAAAUUGGAGAGUGAAAUCAGUAUUGUCUGUCAAGAAAUAGCGGAUUGCAUGUUUGAGGAAUUAACAUCAGAAUUAGUUCUUAUGAAACACUUUUAGUGCAACACUACAAAAAAUUAAAUCUUACUGCAACAUCAAACUAUUUUCA